Molecule: messenger RNA, 16627 nt
Organism: Pelobates cultripes (western spadefoot toad)
Lineage: Eukaryota; Metazoa; Chordata; Amphibia; Anura; Pelobatidae
Source: the annotation of a GenBank genome assembly
AUGGCUGUACUGAGGCUCCUGCUGGGGUCAGCAGGGAUCAGGAAGCUGCUGGUGGCCCCCAGUACCAGGAAUCAGGUAAAAACUGCCCCCAAACCCCAUGUUAUCCUAAAUGAUCAGCCCAAAACCUGCAGAGGUGACCUCUGUGCUGUCAGGACUUCCUUUACUGCAAUAGCGCUCAAUGUUUCAUAUUUAUUGGGAUUAUUUGUUUAUUUUAUUUGUGCUAGUAGUUGGCCAUUUAUUCCUCACCACAAUGUGUGUUAUCUGCUAAUAUCUGUAUUUUAAUAUUGUUUAAUUUAAGUAUCUACGUGAAGCAUUGCACUGUGUACUUUCUAUAAGUAAAUUGCAGUGUUCAUUUGUUUUUUUUUACAUUUUCAUGUGUUAAUCUAGAAAUCUCAAGAACCAUUGAUAUCCAUGUGUUUUUGUUUUUUAAAUUGAUCUGCAUGCCAUAAAAUUACACUUAUAUCAAGCUGCAGUUUUACAAAAGACAGAAAGUGGACCUUUCACAUCAUUAUCAAACUUUUGGACAUGCAGGGCACCUAAUUUUACAUUGUAGUUAUUUACAAAGCAAGGUCUAAAACAGUGAUUCAUCUGCAACUUUCUAAAUAAAAUAUAAGCCUAGGCGACUCCACCAAGGAGUAGACCAGGAAGUGUUUGCAGACAGUUUGACUACUUACCCUGGGAGAACUCCAGGGCACUCCUGGUACCAUAACUACUACAGCGCACUGUAGUGGAUAUGGUGUUUGGAGUGUUAUAUUACGCUUUCAUUCCCAAAUCUGCUUUUUAUUACAGGCUCUAAACAACUAUAGCAGAAUAUCCAAAGUCACAUCUAUCUGCCUCCGGACAGAGCCAUUCCAGCUGCGUCUGCAGAAAGGUGAGUCUGAAAAUAGCGUGAGUUGGUUGUAAUCAGGCCUGCUUAGGAUGGGGGUAUUGCCAUAGAAGAGAAAACUAGAGACUGUCACAUAUGAACCAAGGCAAGAAUGCACUGUAUGGAAGAAUGAUGCACAAAGGUUGCAAGGUUUAUUUGUACAAAACUGACCAAGAAAACACUGCUGAGUAUUUUAGUUUUGCCGAUUGACGUUUUGAAAUUUCUGUUCUUUGUGUUUCAUGCAGAUCUUAGUUUUAGGUCAUUGAGACCCUUUGGUUCUGCAGCCAAAGUUGCUGAGUCCAGUGAAGAUAAUGCUCUUAAAUGGCUUCUUCUUCUGAUCCCAGUCGCUACGUUUGGACUUGGCACCUGGCAGGUAAACGUAAAUCCACUGCAACAUAUUUACGCAGGCAGGUAGUUAGCAGGUUGUAUGAGACACUGCAUAUAUUAAAUUGGGCUACUGCCCAUUUAAAUGAACACACCAUUACUACUGCAUCCCACUGUAGUGGUUAUGGUUCCAUGAGUGCCCUGGUGAUUUCUCAGUGUAAGUAAAACUUUUAAAGAACAGUUUGACAACCUACCUGAGGUCCACCUGGCGCCCACCGCCACUGACUCCAUUUUACAAGUAGGCUGCCAGACAAUUCUCACCUUCGUGAAAAACAUUGUCUGUGUUCCAGUUUGAUCAUAGUACUAGUGAAGCCUGUAAAUUACAUACAUGUUGGUUGUCUGUGGUCUGUUCAGUGAGGUAUACUAUUUCCAAAUGUCAGGAUAUUCCUAAGAAGAGGGCGCUAAGUGGUGAUUGCUGUUUUUAGGGAUAAGAGGUCUGUGAAGUAAAAGAAAAAGGAAUUCACCAGUGUGACUUACCAGGUGUAUUGGUCCAGGGCUUAACCCUAAAGUCUACUAUAAAAUUAAUUUGCUGUUCCCAAGAGAAACAGAUGGGAAAUGCUACCUGAUAUAGGAAGUAGAACAGAAAGUAACCUUGAAAAGCUUAACUAGAACUAAUAAAAUACAUGGUUCGUGAAAAAUAGUAAUUUAAAAAAAAAGGCAUUCCUGAUCUGUUUAGUGAUCCCAGAUAAAAGUGAAAUAGGAGGAGUAUAAAAAGGGCUUUAUUAAAGUGUUAUUUAAAAAGCAUGGCUUUCAUUCCAUGCACCAAUUUACUACCAGAUAAGACGGGUCUGUAGAAUUGCUGUAAGGUCCUUUCAGCAUCAGACCAUGGCAAUCUGAAAUGAUACCAUCGUGAACACAGGUGGGGAAAGAAUUCUCUCUAGGUAGCAUUCAAGUUACUUGGAUAUGUUAAUAAAAUCUUCAUAUCUUUUGGUUUUCAGGUUCAGAGACGCAAUUGGAAACUGAAACUCAUUGAGGAAAUGGAGUCUCGAGUGAAUGCCAAACCUGUUCCACUCCCUAUCGAGUAAGAGUGGGUAAUUAACCAUUCGUAACACGACCCACAUUGCAUACAUUACCAUACUUCAAACAGUUAGCGCAGUGACCCAUUUUCUUUUUUUCCAAUUUAUGCUUUAUUGAAUUUUUUUCUCAGAAAACAUAAACAUAAAACAGGGAUACAGAAAGAAAGGGGGGAGGGGGGGAAUGCCUCUGGGUUCAUGAAACCUUGUACGAUUCAUAUAUUACUUAACAUGUAAUCUUAAACAGUUAUCUUAAACAGCUUGUUCGAUCACUGGUAUCUCAACCUCUUAUGUUCCCAUCAACAUGCUACAUAGAAGCGGAGUUGAAACACUGUCAGCCAUUCAAGGCCUUUUUAACGGUUUUGGUACCACUCCUGUAACGUCGUCUUGCUACCCUUUUGUAUGUCCUUACUCGUAAGUGUGUAUAUAUAUAUAUAUAUAUAUAUUGUUAAUUAAUUAAGAUGCGGGCUCUAUUUGUUCUUUCUCUAUCAUAAACAGUUCCCAGUUUUGUUUGGCCUCUAGGAUGUGGCCUGGGGAUGUACAGCUUGUCGUAAGUUCAAGGAGACCUGAGAUAGGAGCUCGUUUUGCUUAGGGCAGGUGGAAUGUUUCCAUGCCCGUGCUAUCAGUGUGUUUGCAGCUAUCAGUAUGUGAAACAAGAGUGUCUUUUGUGCCUUGUUGAGAGUGACUGGCAUCAUGAAAAGCAACCCAGUCUCCGGCUGCAGUGCAAUUUGUGUGUGUAUUGAUAAGUCUCUCCACCAGCUCCCAGUAUCUUUUUAUCUUUGGGCAUGUCCACCAUAUGUGGUACAUACUGCCUUCAUCUUCCCCGCACUCCAACAUAAUUUCGAUGUGUUUGGAUAGAUUUUCUCUAACCUGGUCGGUACCAUAUACCAUCUGUAUUGGAUUUUCCUCAUUAACUCUACGUGUGAAGAACAUCUUGACCUUCCUUUGUGUGCCAUAAGUGCCUUCUGCCAUUGAGUGUCUGUGAACCGUUUGUGUAUGUCCUUUUGCCAAUGUUCUUUAAUUUUGUCUAGUGUAGCGUUGGGUGGGCUAUCAUUUAGAGUUGCGUAUAGUGUGGAUAGCAGUUUUUUUGGCAUGGCGCCUGUUUCGCAUAGUUUAUACAGUAGCUCCAGGGGUUGGGGGGAGGUUUUGUUUUAAUUGUUGUUCUCUAACAGAGAUUUAAUUUGUAGGUAGGAGAACAGUGUGCUAUUUGGUAGGUUCUGUCGUAAAUCAGAGUAUUGUUUUAUUUUACCCUCACAGAAUAGUUGGUCUACUCUCGAGCAUCCACUUUGCGUCCACGGGCGAAUGUUUAGUGUGGGGUUCGCUAGUGAUAGGCUCUGCAUUGGUGUCUGCAGUGCCCAUUGGUUAGUGUGUCCAAGUUGUUGUGUUGUGGAGUCCCAGAUGUCUAACAAGAGUGCUGUUGUCGGGAGUAUUUUUUGAGGUUUUGGUCUUAAUUUGUGUGGUACCCAAAACAGGUGCUUUAUGCCUCUGUGGCAUCCUUCAGCAGAUUCUAUUUCUUCCCAUUGUGGUCUUUCCCCUGUUGUUUGUGUUUUGUGCGUUUGUAAGGCUACCGACAUGAUGGCGGCUCUGUAGUACAUGUGUACAUUUGGGAGUCCCAGCCCCCCAUGUUGCAUUGGUUUGCACAGGAGUUUUGUGGCUACUCUGGUUUUCCUGUUCGCCCAUACAAAUCGUGUGAUUAUUUGUUGUAAUUUAUUAAGGUAGGUGUUUGGGAGGAAUAUCUGUAGUGUGUGUAAUAAGUAUUGGUACUUGGGUAGUAGCAUCAUCUUUAUGGCCACUAUUCUUCCUAUCCAGGACAGGAAUUUGUUCUCCCAGCUUUUCAAUGUGUCCCCUAGCUCUCAUAAUAACCUGCCAUAGUUUAGUUCCAAUAAUUGCGCAGGGUGUUUGGGGAUCUUCAGUCCCAGGAAUGUGAAUGUGUUUGCAUCAGUGUUUAGUAAUGAUAUGGGUCUGAAGUUUUGUGGAACCGUGGUGGGUUUAUUUGGUUUCGGUAAUGUGACUAUGUGGGCUAGCAGCAUUGCUCUCGGGAGCGAUUUUGUGGCUACUGCAUAGUUGAAAGUCGUGGCUAAACAUGGUGCUGGGGUCAAGCCGAAUGUUCUGUAAUACUGGUUUGUUAGGCCAUCCGGUCCAGGUGAUUUGCCGGUGGGUAACGUUUUAAUGACAUCUAUAAUCUCUUGUGCGUCUAUGGGUUUAAUCAGGUCUGCUUUUUGUUGUGUCGUGAGUUCUGGUAAAGUGAUCUGUGCUAGGUAGGCUUGGAUACUCCGUUUCUGUGGGGUGGGCAGUGUUACUAUCCUCUUUCAAGUUGUAUAAGCUAUGGUAAUAUUUGGCGAAUACAUCGCUUAUGUCUUUGGGUUUAGUGAUUUUCCUUCCCUUUCCGUCCAUUAGAUGAGCUAUUUUUUGGUUAACUUGUUUCUUUUUGAGGUGGCUCGCUAGUAGUUUGCUUGCCUUAUUGCCCUGCAUGUAAUGAGCUAUUUUUAGUUUUGUCAUGUAUGCCUGUGUUUGUUCUAGGGCCUGUUGGUGUAUCAGUCUGGAUAUGGUCACUAUUCGUUGUUUAAGUUCUGCUGUUGGUUGCAUUUGGUUUUGGGAGUUAAGGUCAUAUAGUUCUUUUUUCCAUUCUCUAAGUUUGGUGUGGGUGACUUUUUGAUGUAUGCUGCCCUUCUGAUCAGCAGACCCCUAAUCACCGACUUAUUGUCGUUGGUGUUACCUCCCCAUUGUCGUUUGUCGCAAAAUAGGACUCUAGGUCGUUUUGUAGGUCUUUAGUAAAGGUUCUGUCCUGUAUUAGUGAGUUAUUCAGUUUCCAUGGGCUCCGGUGUUUAAAAUCGUAUGUAUUUUUCAUAUCUAGUAUUACUGGUGCGUGGUCCGACCAUGUGAUUUGUUGUAUAUCACAUGACUGUAUUUGGUUCAGGUGUGAGCCUGAUAUGAGGAAUCUAUCUAUUCUGGAGUAGGAGUUGUGAACCGCGGAGAAGUGUGUGAAUGUCUUGGUCUCCGGGUGUGUAAUUUUCCAUGUGUCGUAGAGAUGGUAUUCGUGGAGGAGUUUUUGUAUGCUUUUGCACUGUCUUGAUGGAGGGCGGUGUUGUGGCAGUGUGGUGUCUAGUUUAGGGUCCAGUAUGUGAUUGAAAUCCCCGCAUAUCACCGUUAUGCCUUGUUGUAGUUUGUGAAGUUUGUUUAGUACGCUGUGUAGAAAAUUCCUCUGGUUGGUGUUAGGUGCAUAUAUGCUUACUAACGUGUAUAACAUGUCGUUUAUUGUUCCUGUUACCAUGACAUACCUGCUAUUUUUGUCUUCGUCAUGGGUGUGUGGUAUGAAGUUAACGUGUUUGCUUAUGAGUAUAGAAGUCCCUUUGGAUUUGUGUGGUGAGGUUGAGUGGUAUUGGUGUGGAAAAUUUGCCACUUGAACCUGCGGGUGGUCAUUGUGCCUAAAACGUCUCUUGUAGACACAAUAUAUCUAUGUCUAAUGACUUGAGAUCCCUGCCAAGUAAGUGUUUUUUUGUGGGGUUGUUAAGCCCCCUUACGUACGUAAGUACAGAUCUUCACGGUGGUUCUUUAUAGUAUUUCAUUGUAUAGUAUUCUGUCUGUUCUAGUCUAACGACGGCCAUCACUCUCCCCCAGCCUUUCAAGUCGAGUGAUGGUGUCUCCUGGGCUUGGAGCUUCGGUCUCCUGUGUGCUUUGUGUGCCAGUAUUAUGUCUGUGUGCGAGGUCCAGUUAUCUAGUGUGAGGAAUCUCUGUGUUGGAUGUCUCGGUGCGGUCCCUACUGCCUGAUGGUCGCUGUUGCCACGUACAUAGAAAGCAUUAUUUAAAUGAACCCAAUAAGGAAAUAACAAAUAAAACUUAACAACUAUAACAUAAGUAUAUACAUUGGUUAACAUUGCCAUAAGUAUGGCUAGGCACUGCGUCUUCGUGCCUUGGGGUAAAAGCUAACCUUCACGUCCUGUACCGUCUCCUUCCCUUAACCUCAUUUAAGUUGCUGCGGUCGUAUAGUGUCUUAUGUAUGCCUUAGAUUGUUUUAUUAGUUAGUAUUUACCUGCGUUUGUGUGGUUAUUUAGAGUGUCUCUGUGUGUUUAGUUUGCUACGAGGGCCUAGGUUUGUCUUUCGUAUCUCGGGUGUUCUUCUGUCGGUCUCUCUGUAUCUUGUACUAUAGUGAACCAGUCCUACAGUAAUGACUCUCAGCAAUACCCCUUUUUAAUACAGUUUUAGACAGGCCCCUUCUCUUUUAGGUCUGAAUAUAAUUGUCCCUUAUUUUAAGAGUGCCUGGUUAUUAGUCCUUUGUUUGUCCAUGUGUUUUGUUUUUUUUACUUGACCCGAUCUUGGCCAUCUCUCAGCUUGAACUUUUCCUUCCAGAGAGCGUCUCUAUUUUGUGAGUGUCGAGUGUGUGAUCAUUUCUGGUGUUUCUUUCCUUUGUUCCACUUCGGGGAGAGUCUGGUGACAUUCCUGCUUUCGGGUGAACUGUCUGGCAAGGUGAUGUCCCAGGUUUUGAGGAGUCUGUAUCCUUCCUCCGGUGAUUUCACUAUUGUCGUUUUCCCUUUCUUGGUUAUGAGGAGCUUUGUCGGGUAUCCCCAGCAGUAUGGGAGAUGGUUGUCUCUCAGUGUUUGUGUGAUAUCUUUAAACUCUCUCCGGCGUUUCAGCGUGUAGGUAGAGAUGUCUGCGUAGAUCAUUAUGCCCUUGUAUGGCUCUGGCAUAGUUUUCUUUGUUCUGUUAGCGUUGAGUGCUGCAUCUUUAGCAUGAAAAUAAUGCAUGCGGAGCAGCACAUCCCGUGGAGUUUCAGGCGGUAGGAAGCUUUGUUUUACCGUGCGUUGUAUCCUGUCAAUCAGAAGCAUCUCCUGGGGCCAGUCAGGUAAGAGGCAUUUUAGGAGCCCUGUAACAUGGGCCAUAAGGUCCGGUGUGCUUACGCUUUCCGUGAUACCUCGUAUGCGCAGAUUAUUCCUGCGGGCCCUGUCCUUGAUGUCCGCAAGCUUUAUGUCCUGCUCUUCAAUUCUGGCGAUAAGGCCGUCUAUAGUAUAUGCCAUGGUAUUAUGGGCUGUUUCAUAUUCUGCCAUUUUAUCUUCCAUUUGCGAGGUUCUUGUGCCCAGCUCGUGUAAAUCUUUGUGGAUGUCUUUCAUUGCAAUGUCAAGUUUGCGGAGUAUUUUAUUUGACAUUUCCUCCAGUAGUGCUUUCAGUGUGCCCUUUGUUAGGGCGGGUGUUUGGUCCGCCAUCUGCUCCACAUGUUCCACAGUGUCAUCGUCGCCAUCUUGGGCCUGCUCUUGUGUCUGUGGAGUCUUUUGCUGUCCUGCUCUGGAUGCUUUCUCUGACCUGUCAGUGGUCCUUUUCCCCUUGGGUUGCGACAACUCUGCAGGUUAGUUGUUUUUAUUGAUUUUUUUUCGGACUUAAUUGCUCAUCUGAGGUUGAUUGGGAACAGAGCCGCUAGUGCAUGGACCACUCAGGUCUCCCGUCAGGACACGCCCCCACAGUGACCCAUUUUCAAUAUAUAAUAAUUUGUUAAACUUAAUUUAUCUUCAUUAGACUCUCCCCAGUUUGUGGUACGGAAGUGGGGGAGGGUCGGUGAUGGUAACUGUGCGAUAUUAAACAAUUUAUUGUGUAUAGCUACCUAGGGCCUGUAUGGAGUGACAUACCUCUUUCAAUCAAUAGGGACUCACCAAAAUUGAGUUAUUGUAUCUCUAUGGGGUUCCAUGCAGAGGGUGGAGACCUUAACCUGCUGCAGUUCAGAGUUCUGUGAAUAAAUAAACCCUUGGAUCAUGAAAAGUGAUGUGUUCUGAAGCUUAAAAACCAUAUGCACCACUUUCCCUUUCGUUACAUAUCCAUAACUCGAUCAGGCAGGGCUGCCCCCUUUCUUCUCUCCUAUUUGUUUGGUCUCUGGAAGCACUGUCUGAAGCCAUCGGACAAAAUGGCAGCAUCCUGGACAUUAAGAGUUGAGUACAAAAUAGUCGUCUACAAGGAUUACUUUUUGGCUUUUGUUGGUCAGACAGUUAUUUCACUCCCAAGCACUUUAUCUGAAUUCAGGAAUUAGGGGGCAUUAUCCAAACUUAAACUGAACAAAGAUAAAUCCGAGUUGCUCAUUCACAGAAUGCAAAGAAGAGAAUUGUGAGAGAAGGGACCUCCCUUAUAUUUUCAGUAAUGCUGUUGCACAUUUCCAUAUUGUAGCUCUUAAAAUAAAAAAAUGCAACUAAGUUACUAAUUCCUGACCCCAGGAAACCGCAGCCACCUACACUUUACCAGUGGAUUGUCAUGUUAGAAAGAUUUAGAGGCAAUGGAAGCACUCGAUUUUAGUGGUUAUUGUGCUAGGAGUCUCCUGAAGCUACUACAUUGUAACUAGUUUAACCGUUUUUUCAAUUUGUUUGACAUCUGGAUCUGUUAUAUGCAUAUGGUACUCUCAGUCUAUUAUUCAAAAUGAAUAUUGCUAGUGCAAUGGCAACUUUUCCUCCAGCAAUAUUCAGUAAACCAGACGGGCCACAGGCUGCUGUGAGAUUCAGGUGUCAAACCAUUUGAACACUGUUUAACUACUUAAUGAGUGGCAACGUCAGGAGACUCCUACAUUAGGUUUACAUAUGGUCCUUAAACUGACCCUUUUGCCUUUAGUGGCGGCAGUUUAAUAACCGUAUUGCAAAAUGUAGGGGGGGGGGGGGAAAUAAUUGCAAAAAGCACAAAUCAGAGUUGGAUAAAAUGUAAUUUGUUUUCAAUGUAGCUAUUUUAACCUAAAUUUUGCAGCUUUGUUAAACUUUAUAAGUAAUUUCAACUACUGUUCGAUACACUAAGACUAUAUCGCAUGUACCUGCACAAGUGUAACAUCAAUUUACUUGACAGUAUUGCUCCACAUAUGCUACUUAAAACACAUUCACAAAAUAAAUAUGGGAUCCUUCUUCUUGUAAAAUUUUAUAUUGUUUUACUUUUAUUUGUAUAGUUUAGAACCUUGAUACUUUAUUUUAUACACUGUUCUGUAUUAUUUAUUCCUUGCAGCCCAGCAGAGCUCAGGAAAUUAGAGUAUUGUCCUGUUAAAGUCCGCGGUCACUUUGAUCACUCCAAGGAACUUUUCAUACAACCUCGAACAUUGCUGGAUCCAGAGAAGGAAGCUCGGCAGGCUGGUCAGAUCUCCUCAAGCACAGAGAGUGGGGCCCAUGUGAUAACCCCCUUCUACUGCACAGAUCUGGGGUAUGUAAAUCAUUAAACUAAACAGCUUUUUCACUCGACCAGCAGGUCCGGUGAAAAAGAAUCAGAGAGGAUAGUACCACUGUUAAUAUCUGUAUUUUAAUAUUGUUUAAUUUAAGUAUCUAUGUGAAGCAUUGCACUGUGUACUUUCUAAAAGUAAAUUGCAGUGUUCAUUUUUGGGCCUUUUAACAUUUUCAUGUGUUAAUCUAGAAAUCUAAUCUGGGCAUGAACCUUGUAGAUUAUACAUUUUCAAAAUGGUGGAACACUAGGUUCCAAAAACUUGGUAAAUGUUGUAUACAGCAUAAAAUAAAGUAUUAAAGAGUGUAUGGGGUAGCUAAGGGAGGGCUAAGACUAAAAUCAGUAACUGUGUAUCUGAUCAGGCUUUAUUGAGUUGUGCCUCAGAUACACUAACUGACAUAGACAAAAUAAGAAAUAGCAGAUAAGGGGGAAGGAAUCGCAGAGAACAGUGGUAAUGGUGGAAACUGGUUCUAACAUUGCAGGAAGUAAUCAUAUGGCCAUAGGUAACAAGGUACUAGUGCUGUGUGUAUCUCCACUUGUACACCCUUAUAGCAAGGUAAAUAGAAAACUAAUAUGACCCAAAGGAGAGUAUAAAUAGAGUCAGCUAGCCAAUAGCUCGGCUGUAGUAAGGAAAACAGCCUACUACCAGCACAGGACAGAAAAUGAAUACCUGCAAUAGAGCAUAAUAGCUCAGUUGCUGUGCUAAGCCAGCAAUUUACCAUUACAAACAGGGCCGUCUAUAAUAUGAAUUGGAACCUGGGCAAAGCGUUUUCUUGGGCUCCCUGGGCCUUGCCCCUCCCACCCCGAAAUUACACCCAACCCCCAAUCACACUUUUCACCCCAAUGCAGUAGGGGAACUAAAGUAGAGAGAUUCAAAACAUACUUACACUGACAGACAUACUGACACAGACAGACAUAUUGACACAUUUGCAGAUAUAUACUGAGACACAAAUAUAUACUGGCAGACAUACUGACACACAUUCAGACAUACACUGGCAGACAUACUAACACACACACACACACACACACACACACAUACUGGCAUACACACUGACAGACAUAUUGACACACACAGUAUGUCUCUGUGUGUGUGUGUGUGUCAGUAUGUCUGUCUGUGUGUAUGCCAGUAUGUCUGUCUGUGUGUUAGUAUAUCUGUCAGUGUGUCUGUCAGUAUGUCUGUCUAUCUGUGUGUGUCAGUAUGUCACACAGACAUACUGACACACAUGCUACAUUUAGCCACCCUCCAGGUUCUUUUUCUAGAGGGUGGUUUCCCAGGUGUCCAGUGCCAGGCUGAGGCAGUUGGGAGUUAUCUUCUGGAACUCCUCUCCUCCCUGCCUUCCUCCUCCCUCCCGGCUCUGAUCUCCGAUGGGAGGAAGGGAUGCGCGGCACUUACUUUCUCCCAGCUGGCUGCCGAACAGGAAGGGGCCCGGUUGCGCUGUUUAAGAGCCAUAGUGCCUGACCAGGCCCCUGCUGACACAUCCCCAACCAGGUGGCCCUUAGUGCAUGGGCCACCUGGGGGACCUCCUUAGUGUGCGGGCCGGUGCGGCUGUGAGCAGCCACACUGCCUGGUCCAUGGGGGCUGCACAAAUUGCAGGGUCCACAGGGCAGCUGCUCUCGGGCCCCCCAGGAGCAACUGGACCCGGGGCAGCUGCCCCGUUUACCCCGCAUUAAAGCAACUAACACCUAAAUGGACGUUGGGCUCACUUGCUUUUCUUUCCUAAGACUUUAGCUCAGAUUUCUAUGCUAUUAGCUGCACUGGCUGGUCUAUGCAAUUUCACAGUGAAUAGCAUGGCGUCCUGCAGUGACUAACUGCUGGUGAAGCAUUGUGGAAGCGAAUCAAGGUUUGGUUUAGUAUAACCUUUAUCUGUACAUUUGCUGCUAAUGAGCCUUCUUUUCCCAUGACAGAAUCACUAUCCUGGUUAACAGGGGAUUUAUUCCACGAAAGAAAAUAAAUCCAGAGACGAGGCUGAAGGGACAGGUAAGGGUCAAGUGUGGUCCCGUUUAGUUUAGUACAAUGUCUGAUUGUUUCAGUGGUGCAGACUCUGUACUCUGUAUGGUAUCAGCGGUAAUGUCCGGAAAGGUUUUGUGAGCAAAGAGGAGCAGAAUCGCAUGGCUGAGAAUUUCUGGGCAGUAAUGUGAUGAUGUCUAAAUGAUAUUACUAUAGUCAUUCUGACUAGUUUCAUGGAUAAAUAUAAAUGUGUGUGUGUGUGUGUGUGUGUGUAUAGCAGAACAGAAUAACAGCACUCCAGGGUUUUUCACAUUUUCUUCCUUCCUUUAUUCAGUGUAAUCCAUCUUACAACAUGGUCAACGUUUCAGUUCCCAACUGGAACUUUCAUCGUGAGUUUGGCAUGGAAACGUUGACCAUGUUGUAAGAUGGAUUACACUGAAUAAAGGAAGAAAAUUUGAAAAACCCUGGAGUGCCGGUAUCCUGUUCUGCUGUAUUGAGGGUUACUGAGCACUGGGUAACAACAACUUUUUUUUUCUAUGUUGGAGUGCAGAGUCUGUGAUAUAUAUAAAUUUGUGUUCUGGGCAAUAUUGCUGUAAUGAUUGAAGUUAUAGACAAGUAUGGAUGUAACACAAUAGUAAAUAGCAGUCGUGGUGUGCCAGAACCGGCGAUGCAAUAGGCCUGUAAUAAAAAGGGCAAAAAGAAUGGGAACCAUACCAAUAAAUGUUUUCGGUCUACAAUAUAACAUAGUCAUUACUUUGGGAAAUCAAGAAAUGCUUGACGCAUAUUAUUUUUCUUUAUGCUGGUGCUGUUAUAGUUGUGCAAAUGUGUUAGAAUUCUGCUGUUAUAGCAACAGUACAUCUCAAAGGAAUACAUUGUCUGCUACUACAGGGUCUACCAUUGAAUCUAUCUAAUCUCUGAUUGACUCAUUGGGUGGUGGUGGGAUAACUUUAUUGAAUUGGGGGGAAAAGCUGAUUGUUUCCAUGGCAUUUGAUACUAUUAAAUACCUAGCCAGGCAGUGAUUACAUCAUAGGGGGACUCCGAACUCACAAAACAGGGUAAUGGUAACAGAGUAAAUAAUUAUGUUUCAAACAUGUAUGUUUGUCUUUCUGCAGGUUGAAGGUGAGGUCGAGCUGGUGGGAAUUGUAAGGCUGACCGAGAUUCGCAAGCCUUUUGUUCCACAGAAUGAUGUUACACGGAAUCGAUGGCAUUAUAGGGACCUCGAGGCAAUGGCGAGAGUUACCGGAGCUGAACCUAUACUCAUCGACGCAGGCACAGGUACAGUGGACACAAUACAGUUCACUAAUUAUGUACAGACGUACUGAGUAUCGUUCGUCUUAAACUCUGGAUGUUUGUUUUUUCUAUUAUUUGUUUGAUUCACUUUUGAUGUUACGCAGAUAUACACAAUCUUGUUUAAAUUGUAGGAUUAAGUCCACCUUUAAUGUCUGUCUUUCGGGGAGCUACUAGAGGUGCUUCCAUGCUUCUCACGGAGUUUAAUGACUCCAUUAAAUGACGUUUGACAGCCUCAUGCGUUGCAUGGGAAGUCCAGCGUCUUCAAAAUAGGAAAGCAUUAAUUCAAUGCUUGCCCCUAUGCUCAUUAGGUUCUUCCAUAGGUGUGACGUCGCUGGAGGGGGAGAUCGAUCCAGCAUGGAGGGACCACGACGUUGGAAAGAGGUAAAUGGGGGGUAAAAUGUUUGGGUUUUUUUGUGUUUUUUUUAUUUAUUUUUUAUCCCUUGCAUGCUUGAGGCAGCUGAGAACCUAGUAAGUUACGGAUAGUGGCAUACUAUAGCUUUAGUGUUCCUUUAAUAUUGGAUGAAAGCAUUGUUCAAAUUAUUGCCUUCGGUCUAAUUCUGAAAACAGUGGCUUUCAGCAGAACACAAAUUACUCUGCUGCUUUUCUAGUGAUGGGUGAUAAUUAACUGUCUCGUUAUGUAAGGUCCUACAUUGCCAUCUUAAAGGGACACAAUAGUCACCAGAACAAAUAUAGCUUGGUGUAGUGGUUCUGGUAUCUAUAGCCUGUCCCUGCAGGCUUUUUAAUGUAAACACGGCCUUUUCACAAAAGGGCAGUAUUUACAUUGCUGCCUAGGGACACCUUUAGUGGCAGUCACUCUGACAGCCACUAGAGGUACUUCUGGGUCAGUGCUGCACUGACGUUCAGCAUCUCCACGCUCUGCAUUAAGAUGUUGAAUGUUCCUCAUAGAGAUGUAUUGAUUCAAUGCAUCUCUAUGAGAAGAUGCUGAUUGGCGCAGUGUUUUGCCGCGCAUGAUAGCCUCCCAAUGCUUUUUUAUGAGAAAUCAUUUAACUGGCUGAGAGUCAAAUUUGAUGAUCUCAACCAAGGGAGCAGAAGCAGCUGCGAGUAGACCCCCACGGCGCUGGAAUAAAAGUGAGUAAUAUCUCCUUUUACCUUGCUGAUAGGGGGGCCGGGUAUCGAAAUGGCACAAUUAGACACUUAUUAGAUUUUUGUCAUCUUUUAGACUUGUGUUAGAGGUCUAAUGUGUUAGCCAAGAUAGUCUAAUAUGUUGACUACAGUGGGGAAAAAAAACAUAAAAUAAGAAAAGGUGUUACUCUUUUCUAGGUACUACUGUCCCAGGAGGACCUAUUGGUGGGCAAACCAGGGUGACCUUGAGAAAUGAACACAUGCAGUACAUUGUAACAUGGUAAGUGAUACAAUUGCCUACUUUACUGUUUAAUAUUCAAAUAUGUAUCAAACUGACAUAUUUUAUUUUUCUUAGCAGACAGGAAACUGCCAUUAGUAUUUCCUAACCACUAACCUUAAAGAGUCAAAUAUGUAUUCUUACUGCUAUAGUGUUCCUGGUUGGAUUAUUGCGUCCGCCUCCCCCCACGAGGUAAAUAAAGCGAUUUACUUACCUUGUCUACAUUGCCUUGCCUAUCUAGCCGCUCUAUCUCCUUGGCUGAGAUCAUCAAUCUUGAUGGUGUCAACCAAUACAAUAGGGAUGUGUUAGGAGGCCAGUGCGCAUGCACGGACAAACUCCUCUCUGCACCAAUCAAAUCCUCUUUAACAGCAGCAUUGAGGUAACUGAGUCUGACUUGGUUAUUUAGUGGAAGCGCCUCUAGUGGCUGUCAGGAAGUGUCAGGAGUGUUCACCCUGCAUUCAUACCAUUGCUAUAUACGGUAGUGGGAUUCAAAAAUGUUAGUAACCAGUUCCGACUUUUCAUAUGUUUCCAACUCCACAGGACCGUCCCAAGACAAUGUGCUGCCUGGGUCCAAGACAGACACACACUCCCCUACGCCCCCUGCAGUGGGGGAACUAAAGUAGAGAUAUUCAAAACAUACUUACACAGCCAUAUAUACAGACAUAUUGACAGAUACAUACUGAGACACAAAUAUAUACUGGCAGACAUAUUGACACACACACACACACACCCCUGACACAGUCACACAUAUAUUUCCUGGGGGGCAAAGGGAAUGCUAUUAAUACAUCCAAAGCAUAAACUUUGUAUUUCUUGUCAAUGAGCAGAAUAUACAAAAAUUAGGUAUACCAUGCAACGAGCAAUAAAUACAUAAACUUACAUAAACUUGAUGUAUCACGCCAAUGGAAAGUAAAUGCAUACACUUGGUAUAUCACGCCAGUGAAGCAAUAAAUUCAUAACAUUUGUAUAACAUGCCAAUGAGCCACAUGUGCCCCCAAACAGCCUACCAAUGCCAUUCUGCCCUUAGCCUGUGUGUUCCAUCUUUCUGCCACCAGCAUCUCUCUACCCUUAGUCUCUCUGUGCCAUCUCUCUGCCACUACCCUCUCUGCCUCCAAUGCGGGUGACAGUGUGUGGUGAUGGUGACCGUGUGUGUGGGAUGUUGAGAGUGAACGUAGGAGGGUGACAUCCCACCUUCCAUCCAUGUCCCCAUCCAUGUCCCCCUAUAUGUCCUUCUACCUCUUCCAUCCAUGUCUCUCCCCUUCAUGUCCCUCUUCCCCUCCCCUCCAUUUACCACUACCAGCCAUGUCUCCACCCUUCCCUCCAUGUCCCCUUACUAAUUCCAUCCAUAUACCCCUUCUUAACAUGUCCUCCUCCUUGUUCCCUAACCAAUUUUAUCCUCCCCUCCAUGUCCACUUACCAAUUCCAUCUAUGUCCCACUCUCCUCCAUGCCUCCCUCCUAUCCAUGCCCCCUCUCUCCUCCAUGUCCCCCUCUCCUCCAUGCCUCCCUCCUAUCCAUGCCCCCUCUCUCCUCCAUGUCCCCCUCUCCUCCAUGCCUCCCUCCUAUCCAUGCCCCUCUCUCCUUUAUGUCCCCCUCUCCUUAAGUGCAACAUAUGUCGUUGCCUGUGGUGAUUCCCCUGAUCACUCAAUGCAUGCCAAAAUCACUUUUGGGAAAUAAUGGAACUUUUAUUUCAAUUUUAGUUUCUCUAAUCUCACAGAAAUUACCUGUACCACAAAUAGGAGUUAUGUAAUGUGUAUUUAUAUAUAAAUCACGUUGAAUCAUUUAAGAAGGUUUAUGUCCACAGUGUUCAUACCCUUUUUAUCUGUAUAGAUGUAGAAUAAAAAAAAAGUAUCUGCUUACCUGUCUAGGCAGGGGAGAGGACCUCUCGCUGUCCGUCGUGCUCUGCUUCCUUCACUCUGAGCGCCGGGUAGUCCCGUGAAACCUGGCGCUCCUACACUGAGCGAGAGGGGAAGGCGCUCUCCAGCUGGCAUAGUGUGCGUGCGGUUCCCUUCUGGAGCCGCAUGCUGCCUGCAUGUCGAAGGGAGCGUAGAAGUCAGUUGUCAAACUGACAAGGAAUUUUUGCACUCCUGGUGGGGGCUGGUUUCGCAGAUGGUUCGGCGAACUUGUUAAAUGUUAGUAACAGGUUCGCACGAACUGGCUGAAUCCCACCACUGGCUAAAUAUAGUAAACGCCAAUGUUUUAGAUUGCAGGGUUUAAACUAAAGGGACACUGCACUCGGACCAUUUCAUCUUGGACCAUUUAAUCUCAGUGAAGUGGUCUUGGAGCCUGUAGCGGUCCUUUAAAGUGUAACUGUCACUAGUGCAUAAAUCAAUAGCUAACUGAAAGCUCUAUUUUUAAUUUCGAGACCACCAUGAAGCUGGGCACAUAAUUUGUCAUUUGAUGAAUUUUGUACCCGCUCCCAUCAAUCUGUCAUGAUCCCAUUUUUUUAACGGUUGACUUACUUUGGAGUCAUCAGUCACUUUGCCUUUUGUCUUCAAAUCAUAGCAUGAGCAUGUCGUUUACCUCUUCAUUCUUCAUUUUUAGGUAUGGUCUAUGCGCGGCUACUACCUAUAUGUGGUGUAAGAAGUUUGUGAAAAAGUUGGCUUAG